Molecule: messenger RNA, 1161 nt
Organism: Diutina rugosa
Lineage: Eukaryota; Fungi; Ascomycota; Pichiomycetes; Serinales; Debaryomycetaceae
Product: 3'-5'-exodeoxyribonuclease
Exons: 1
Coding region: 1-1161 (386 amino acids)
Cellular component (GO): cytosol
Molecular function (GO): 3'-5'-DNA exonuclease activity
Source: RefSeq, a predicted model, not a curated record
AUGACCAGGCUUCGAGGAUGGCUGCCUCGUUAUUUCGAUAUCGGCGUCAACUUCAGUGAUGCCAUGUUUUCUGGUAUCUAUCACGGACGCCAGCACCACCCGCUGGACCUCGACCAGGUGAUUGCCCGUGCUAAAGCCGUGGGUGUCGAUAAGAUGUUGAUCACUGCUCUGCUGAUAGCGGAGUCCAAGAGCCAUCUUGACCUAUGUCGUGACCAUCCCGGGUUUUACCAGACGGCAGGUGUCCACCCCUGUCAAGUUUCCCUGGAGUUUUAUGUCGCCAAACCCAAAGACGAGAUUGUUGAAGGGGAACCUCAUUAUACUGAAACUCUCAGAGACGACGUCGAUGAACGACUCGAAGACCUCAAACAAACGAUUGUCGCUGGUCAUGCUCAGGGGUUUAUUAAAGCUUUCGGCGAAGUGGGGCUUGAUUACGACAGAUUCUUCUUUUCACUGAAACGACAACAACUCACCAUGUUCACUAAGCAGCUCGAAAUGUUGCGUACCAUCAAGCACUUGGAACUCCCGCUUUUCUUGCAUAUGCGGGCUGCCUGUGACGAUUUUAUUGCUUGUCUCAAGCCGUUCAUUGCUGACGGUACGGUAAAGCUGGGGGUGAUUCAUUCGUUCACUGGUACCGAAGAAGAGUUAGACAAAUUGAAGGCAUUGGAGAUCUUCCACUUUAGUGUUAAUGGAUGCUCAUUGCGCUACCCUGAAAAUGUCGAGGUGGCGGCCAAAAUUCCCAUGGAUAAACUUAUGAUCGAGACUGAUGCCCCAUGGUGUGAAGUUCGUCGCACUCACGCUUCGUACAAGUAUAUCACCCCGUACCCUAACGUGUUCUAUCCUGAUCUUGUCACUGAUUACCCCAUUAAGUCUUCCAAGUUCAAGUUUGACGCCAAUUUACCAUUCACUUCCAUCAAGAAGGAAAACUGGACUAAGCACCACGAUGAAGUCAACAAGCAAAUCUCUCAGCUCGAAUUGGACGCUGCUGCUCAUCGUGUGGUGGGCGAUCUUGCUCCUCCCAUGAUCAAGCUGAGAAACGAACCCGCUGGCAUUGUGAUGGUGGCAGAGAUCAUGUGUGGGAUCUACGGACUCAAAUCUGAGGAAGACAUCGAAAAAUUCCUCGACACCGUUUACCGCAACUCCUGUGAGGUGUUUAAAGUUUAG